GGGAGAGAAGAGGGCCAGAUGGAUACCAGUUUAGUAUUUCUUUGAAAGUCUCAGAAGCUUGAAUGAUUUUAAGGUGUGCUUUUGUAUCACAUGCUGAAAAACAGAGAAACUGUCUUUGGAAGGAAUCGUGGUCCAGCGUGCAGAAUGCCGGCCUGCAGCCAGUGAGAACUAUAUGAAAUUGAAAAGAUUGCAAAUAGAAGAAUCGUCCAAACCUGUGAGCUGGACCAAGCAGCUAGACAAAGCUGUAACCACCAAUUACAAACCUGUGGCUAACCAUCAGUACAAUAUUGAAUAUGAAAAAAAGAAGAAAGAAGAUGGAAAACGGGCUCGGGCUGAGAAGCAGCAAGUGCUGGACAUGCUUUUUUCAGCUUUUGAAAAACACCAAUAUUACAACAUUAAAGACUUGGUGGACAUAACCAAACAACCAGUGAUCUACUUGAAAGAAAUUUUAAGAGAAAUUGGCAUCUACAAUGUGAAGGGGACACACAAGAACACUUGGGAGCUUAAGCCGGAAUACAGACAUUACCAGGGUGAAGAUAAGAGUGACUAACAGGACAGCCCAGCAAGGAGAGACUGGCCUGCAAGGAGCCCAACAUCCCUUUUUCAAAGAACACUCUGUUUGUUUGCAUCUCUGUUUUGGUAGAUAGAAUAAAUAUGCAUUAGUUUUAAUGUUUGGCAUUUUUAUCACAUUUUAUAAGAAGCCAAUAUUAAUAGGGACCAGAAGCCCAAUUAAUAGAGAUGCCAAGUUUCUCAUUAGUAAAAUGUGGGUGGCUGUGAGUCUCCAAUGAUCACCAAACCCCAAGGCCCCAUUUAUACCUGGACCUUUUCAGGUGCACGCUUUAUCAAAGGUACCCAAUAGAGAUCUGUAAUCUUCCUUGAUUGGGGUGGAGGUGGGGGUUGCAAUGCAGACAAAUAAUGGAGAGAAGAAACAAUUGCUGAGCAAAACAUCUCCUUUGAGCACAGUAAAGCACAGUAUCGUAUGGCUUGGAUCCUCACACAAGGGGGAGGGGACAAUUUUCACUCCUCCAGCAGGAGACCCAGCUAUCCCUGGAGGACCCCACAUCCCAGGAAGUUACGGCUGCUGCAGAGAGGAAUAAUCACCUCCUCCCGGACCCAUGGAAGUUCUGGGCAGGACCUUCAGCAGUGUGUUUUUCUAUAAAAGGUGACUGUUCGGAGCCUUGGUAUUAAUAAAAGCUGCUUUUUAAUUUGUA
Sphaerodactylus townsendi is the source of this 1211-nucleotide messenger RNA. It is a transcript of the gene GTF2F2, whose product is annotated as general transcription factor IIF subunit 2. The coding region runs from base 173 to 550 and encodes 125 amino acids. Gene Ontology annotation, cellular component: transcription factor TFIIF complex. The transcript is spliced from 5 exons. Lineage: Eukaryota; Metazoa; Chordata; Lepidosauria; Squamata; Sphaerodactylidae. The record is from RefSeq and is a predicted model, not a curated record. Gene Ontology annotation, biological process: transcription initiation at RNA polymerase II promoter; transcription by RNA polymerase II.